AUGCCCAUCACCGACAACCACAAAGUGCUAGCGGACCAGGUGAGCGCUCUGGCCAAGCGCGCCAACGAGGCGGGUGCCGUGGCGAGCGCGGCCGCUCUCUUUGAGGCGGCGCACGCUCUCUCCAACGACUGGACGAGCCGCGUCUCGGCCGCAAACAUGCGGCUCAAGCUCGGCGACGCGGCAGCGGCCUGCGCCGCGUACGAGAGCAUGCUCUGCGACGACGGCGGCUCAGCGAUGCCCGACCGGAUCAGGCAGCUCACCGAGCGCAAACGCGAGGAGGCGCUCUCGGCGCUGGCUGAGGCGGAGCGGGGACAGAGCUCACGAGCAUCGUUCUGGGCCACGCUGGGCGGUGAGGGCGGCGGCGGCAUCGCGGCGAGGACGACGACAGUGGCGCAGCGACGGAUCGAGGCCCGCUGGCGGGAGUCGGAGCCGGCCGCGGCGCCCGCCACCGCCGACGCGCUGAAGGCGGCAGGCAACGCGAGGAACCAGGCCGGCGACGCCGCGGUCGCGAAGCUGCUCUACUCCGCGGCGUACGCCCUCUCGGGCCGGCUCGAGCUGCGCCUGUCUGCGGCCAACAUGGAGCUCAAGGAGGGCGGCCCCGCACACGCCGCCGCGGCGCUUGACGAGUACGAUCGCAUCGCCGCCGAGGCGACGCUUCCGAGACACGCGGAGGCCGUCGGCCGGCCUCUGUCCCAGGCGCACACCUCCCUCCUCACGAGGAAGCGAGCCGAGGCAGCGGCGCAGAUUCGACCGGCGGCGGCAGCGUCCGCCGUGGACGUCUCGACCACUGCCGCCGCCGCUGCUGACGCCGAGCGCGCCGAGGAGCAGGCGGCGCGGGUGGAGAUGGCGGCGCGCGCGUCGCUGGGCGAGGAGGCCCCCGCGCCCGUCUCGCCGGCUUCGCCGCUAGAAAGCUUGCGCAGCAGCGAGAGCAUUCGCAGCAGCGAGAGCGUCGCCAGCGCGUCGGCCUCAGAGAUCAGCGCGGCCGAAGCGAGCGAGGCGAGGCUGGCGGCGGAGGCGGCCGAGGCGGCGGCGGUGGCAGAGGCGGAGGCGGCGAAGGCGGCGGCGGCGGCAGCAGUUGCUGCUGCUGCGGCGGCGGCGGAGGAGGAACGGGCGGCGGAGCGGGCGGCGGCGGAGGCGGCGCGGCGUGCGGCGGCGGAGCGGCACCUCGAGUACAUUGUGUCGGACGAGGCCGCGGCACGGGAGGCGGCGGAGGCGGCGGAGGCGGCGAUUCGAACGAGGGAGCGCGCGGCGGCGAGGGCAAGGGAGGAGUCGGAGGCGCGGCUCCGCAGGAGCGCGGACGAGGAGGAGGCGCGCAAGACGGCGCGCAAGACAGAGGCGGAGGCGGCGCAGCGGCGCGCAAGGGAGGAGCGGGCGGCGGCGGUCGGCCAGGCGGCGGCGGUCAGUGCGGCGGUUGCGGCGGCGCGGCUCGAGACGGAGGCGGCGCGGCGCGCCGAGGAGGAGCAGGCGGCCGCACAGGCGGAGUCUGCGCGGAGGACGACGGAGGCGACCGAGGCGGAGGUGCGGAGGGCGACGGCGGUCGCGCUGCUGGCAAACGGCCGGAUCGGGGAGGCGGAGGCGGCGGCGGAGGCGGCGGGGCUAGGAUCGAAGGUGCCGGCUCGGCGUGCCAUCUCGGAGGGGGAGGGGGAGGGGGAGGAGGAGGACGCGGUGGCGGACGAGGUUCUGUCGCCGUUUUCCCGCGGCACGCUGCACGCGCUGGAGAGGCUCAACACGGCGCUGCAAGACUCGCCCCGCAGCUCAUUCGCGCCGCCGGCAGGCCCCGCACGCACGCAAUCACAAGAGGCGCUCAGCGCCGCAGAGGCGGCGAUGGAGAGGCUCAAUGCGAUGCUCGAGGCGGACCCACGCAACCCUCGGGGCGGGAGGCGGGUGCGAUAG
This is a messenger RNA of Emiliania huxleyi CCMP1516, 1893 nucleotides long. RefSeq lists its product as hypothetical. The transcript is spliced from 5 exons. The record is from RefSeq and is a predicted model, not a curated record. NCBI's taxonomy places the organism in Eukaryota, Haptophyta, Isochrysidales, Noelaerhabdaceae. The coding region runs from base 1 to 1893 and encodes 630 amino acids.